AAACACCUCCUCCUUUCUUUUCUCUCUCUGUCUCUCUCUCUCUCCCCCUCUCUCCCUCCCCAGCUCCACCUCCGCCUUCCUCUCUUUCCCACCCCCUCCAAUUUCCCGGUUAAUCCUCUGGGUUUCCUAAUUUGCCCCUCCUCCUUCCCCUACAACCCAGGAUUCUGAGCUCAAAUUAGGUAAUUUAAUUUAAAUUACUAAUAUUAUUAUGGCGGAUUCGGACAAUGAAUCAGGAGGACACAACGCCGUCAGUGAGCUGUCUGCGAAGGAGCAAGACAGGUUUCUGCCAAUUGCAAACGUGAGCAGGAUAAUGAAAAAAGCCCUGCCUGCAAACGCGAAGAUCUCGAAAGACGCAAAGGAGACGGUUCAGGAGUGUGUGUCGGAGUUCAUCAGCUUUAUAACAGGAGAGGCCUCAGACAAGUGCCAGAGAGAGAAGCGGAAGACCAUAAACGGUGACGAUCUUUUGUGGGCCAUGACGACGCUAGGGUUCGAGGAGUACGUGGAGCCCUUGAAGAUUUACUUGCAGAAGUAUAGGGAGAUGGAAGGAGAGAAGAGUUCCAUGGGAAGACCAGCAGGGGAGAAGGAUGGUCCUGGUGGUGGGUCUGGUGGGAGUGGUGCUGCGGGAGGUGGAGGCGGGGCUAAUUCCACCGGCGGUGGAGGUGGAGGGUUUAAUGGUGGUGGGGGGCAAGGGAUGUAUGGCGGGAUGAUGAUGAUGGGUCAUCACCAUCAAGGACACGUGUACGGUGCUGGUGGGUUUCAUCAUCAAGGUAAUUCAAGGUAGGAAUUGAUGAUGAUGCAUAGCAGUAGUACAAGAAGAAAGUAAUGCGAUGGAACAUCUGAUGACAGAGUUGCUUUAAAUAGUGCUUGCUAAUUGAUGGAAAAAGAACAGAAACGAAUGUCUGUACUAGUACGAUGAUAAAAGUAUUGUUUUCACAUGUAGAGAGAGCCCGUCAUUACUUUCCCUCUUUGAUCAGUAGUACGUAGCGCUGUCAAGUUUUAGUAAUGAAAAGGGUUUUGUUUUCCUUUCGUUUUCAAUGUUAAUCAGAUCAAGAUUUUAGCGCA
Molecule: messenger RNA, 1062 nt
Organism: Populus nigra (black poplar)
Lineage: Eukaryota; Viridiplantae; Streptophyta; Magnoliopsida; Malpighiales; Salicaceae
Product: nuclear transcription factor Y subunit B-3-like
Exons: 1
Coding region: 209-781 (190 amino acids)
Biological process (GO): regulation of transcription by RNA polymerase II
Cellular component (GO): CCAAT-binding factor complex; nucleus
Molecular function (GO): DNA-binding transcription activator activity, RNA polymerase II-specific; RNA polymerase II cis-regulatory region sequence-specific DNA binding; protein heterodimerization activity
Source: RefSeq, a predicted model, not a curated record